UCGUCGGUUGGUGUUAAGAGGACGAGUGGGAUGGAGAUGCUGAGGGCGACGUACGGCUCGGACUCGGAAGAGGACGACGCAGACGACUCGGCCGCUGCUCCUCCCAUCGUCGGCAGCAGGAGUAGUAGUGGUAGUAGUAGGAGCAAGGCAGAUUCCGUCAAUGGUCGUUCGAAUCUUGAACAACUGGACCCCUUGCCGCCGCCGCCUCUCGAUCUCCUCCAAUCCCCCAUUGUUCUAGAUUUCUCAUCAACUACUCAAGGUAGCCGCAUCAGAAGCUUCCCACAUGUCGAAGGAAAUUAUGCUCUUCACGUUUACGUACCAGUUGUUAUACCAACUACAAUGAAGAUGCCAGUAGCACUUUUUGUAAAAAGAAUUGCAUCUCUGGUGCCUGGUCUUUAUGCUGUUGAUAUUGAUUACCCUCUUGCCGAGUUAUGCAGAGAUGAUCUGAAGCUAGAACAGAUGCUCCUAGGAAGAGAAUUCCAUGUUAGUUUGGGAAGAACUGUUCCUAUUAAAGUGCAUCAAAUUGAUUCCAUCGUGGCAAUGCUUCGUCAGAAGUUCCAAUCUCAGAGAAGGUACAGGGUAGAGUUCAACAAGUGGGAUGUUUUUGUCAAUGAUGAGCAAACUCGCUCUUUUCUUGCACUUGAAGUUCUUGGUGGUGGUCUAUCAGAGAUAACUAAGCAGAUUCAUAUUGUUGACGUGAUAUAUAGAUUGCAUGGUCUCCCUGAGUUUUAUAAGAAUCCACGGCCCCACAUAUCAUUGUUAUGGGGAUUAGGAGAUAUGAGCGACGGGUUAAAGCAGGGUAUUGAAGAAAUUGAUAGAUCCUACAAAAAUGCAAGCCUGUCAUGUGGUGGUCACAUCUUUACUUGCAAGACCAGUGGCAUCGAAUGUAAAAUAGGUAAAAAGACAUAUAGCAUAUGUAAGUUUCUUGAUUGAAAGCAAUUUUUGUUGACAAGGCUUUCACAGUUAAUAUGGUAUAUUGUAAACAUGAUCAUUUAUCA
This is a messenger RNA of Musa acuminata subsp. malaccensis (wild Malaysian banana), 998 nucleotides long. RefSeq lists its product as uncharacterized. Lineage: Eukaryota; Viridiplantae; Streptophyta; Magnoliopsida; Zingiberales; Musaceae. Gene Ontology annotation, molecular function: 3'-5'-RNA exonuclease activity. Gene Ontology annotation, cellular component: nucleus. Gene Ontology annotation, biological process: U6 snRNA 3'-end processing. The record is from RefSeq and is a predicted model, not a curated record.